AAGCAGGCAAGGAUUUACCGGACUGCUCGCUCCACUGCUGCCAGGGAGGAUCAGGGAAAGCGCCGCUGUCCUGUGCGCCCCCGUUUCCAGCACAAGGAGGCCUGCCGAGGAAAAUUCUCCAUGAAUGUACGUCACAAUGAUGAUGACCGACCAAAUCCCACUGGAGUUGCCAUCAUUGCUGAAUGGGGAGGUAGCCAUGAUGCCUCACUUAGUCAAUGGAGAUGGAACACAGCAGGUCAUCUUUGUUCAAGUUAAUCCAGGUGAAACCUUUACAAUAAGGGGCGAAGAUGGAACCCUUCAGUGCAUUCAAGGACCUGCAGAGGUUCCCAUGAUGUCACCCAAUGGAUCCAUUCCUCCCAUACACGUGCCUCCAGGUUACAUAUCACAGGUAAUAGAAGACAACACAGGCGUUCGCAGGGUGGUGGUCACCCCACAGUCUCCUGAGUGUUAUCCUCCCAGCUAUCCUUCCGCCAUUUCUCCAACCCACCACUUACCACCAUACCUUACACAUCAUCCACAUUUCAUUCAUAACUCUCACACAGCUUUCUACCCACCUGUUACUGGGCCUGGAGACCUGCCUCCCCAAUUUUUUCCUCAGCAUCAUCUUCCCCCUACAAUUUAUGGAGAGCAAGAAAUUAUACCACUAUAUGGAAUGUCUAGUUACAUAACCAGGGAAGAUCAGUACAACAAACCCCAUCCCAAGAAGAUGAAAGACCGACAGAUAGAUCGGCAGAACCGUUUGAAUAGCCCUCCUUCAUCCAUCUAUAAAAACCAUCCGGGAAACUGUACAACUGUCUACAAUGGUACCAUCAAGACUCAUAAUGGUGCCGCAAAUGGGGGAGGAGGAGGAGGAGGUGGCGGCGGAGGAGUUGGUGGUGGAGGAGCCCUGGUUGUGAAGAAGGCGGAGCGCAGAGCAAGAAGCAGCCCCAAAUCGAGUGAGCCCGAGUUGCACGAAUGUGACACGGAAACAAAAAGAGUUCAAGACAUUCUUUCCGGAAUUGAGAAACCACAGGUAACAAAUAUUCAAGCAAGAACGGUUUUGCUUACAUGGUCUCCUCCAACUGGACUUUUAAAUGGGGACAGACACAGCAAUGGUUUGCCUUACACCUGUACUUACGAAGUUGCCUUAUCAGACAAAGGGAGAGAUGGAAAGUACAAAAUAAUUUACAGUGGAGAAGAAUUGGAAUAUAAACUGAAAGAUCUUAGGCCAGCAACAGAAUAUCAUGUCAGGGUAUGCGCUGUGUACAAUUCGGUAAAGGGAUCCUGUUCAGAACCCGUUGGCUUCACCACUCACAGCUGUGCCCCGGAAUGCCCCUUCCCACCCAAACCUUCACACAGGACCAAAAAUUCCCUAACUUUGCAAUGGAAGGCCCCUAUUGACAAUGGUUCGAAAAUCACCAGCUACCUUUUAGAGUGGGAUGAGGGAAAACGAAACAAUGGUUUCAGAGAAUGUUACUUUGGAAGCCAAAAACAUUACAAGAUGACAAAACUCUGUCCAGCUAUGGGUUAUACAUUCCGAUUAGCAGCUCAGAACGACAUUGGCACUAGUGGCUUUAGCCAAGAAGUUGUGUGCUACACAUCAGGGAAUAUCCCUCAAACCCCUUCUGCACCAAGGCUUGUUCGGGCUGGAGUCACAUGGAUCACCUUGCAGUGGAAUAAAGCAGAAGGCUGCACACCAGAAGAAGUGAUCACAUACAUUCUGGAGAUACAGGAGGAGGAUAAUGAUAGUGUGUUUCAUCCAAAGUACACUGGAGAAGACCGUACCUGUACUGUGAAAAAUCUCAAAAGAAGCACACAAUAUAAAUUCAGGCUUAUUGUCUCCAAUGUAGAAGGAAAGAGUAGUCCCAGUGACAUCUUGGUCUGUACCACGAGCCCUGACAGGCCAGGGCCUCCCACCAGACCUGUGGUUAAAGGCCCAAUAACAUCUCAGGGCUUCGGUGUCAAAUGGGAUCCUCCUGAAGAUAAUGGUGGUUCGGAAAUCCUAAAUUACUUGUUAGAAAUUUCAGAAGGAAACUCUGAAGCAAAUCAGUGGGAAGUAGCCUACAGAGGAUCUGAGACAGAAUGUAUAUGUACCUACUUGAAACCAGGCACUUUGUAUAAGCUCCGAGCAUGCUGUAUUAGCACUGGUGGACACAGUCAGUGUUCUGAAAGUUUACUUGUCCGUACGCUCAGCGUUGCACCAGGCCAGUGUCAACCACCCCGAGUGUUGGGGAAACCAAAGCAUAAAGAAGUGCAGCUGAAGUGGGAUGCUCCCCCUGUGUCAGAAACUAGUUGUCACGUCUCUGCGUACAGUGUAGAGAUGGCCGGACCCGAAGAGGCUGUAUCUGAAGUGUAUCAUGGCCCGGAUCUUGAGUGUACCAUCACCAAUCUUCUGCCUGGGACAACGUAUCACUUCAGAGUGAAGGCUUUGAAUGAUGGAGGGUAUGGGCCAUAUUCCGAAGCCACAGAAGUCACGACAACCGCUGGGCCCCCCGGGCAGUGUCGAACCCCAUGCCUUACCUUCCUUUCCAACACAAGUGUACUUGUUAGCUGGGAGAGUCCCGAAAGCUUUGGUGCAGACAUCUCAGAGUACAGAUUGGAGUGGGGAGAAGACGAGGAAUCUUUAGAACUGGUGUAUAAUGGCACAAGCAACUCCUUUGAAAUUGGCCAGUUGUUGGCCUCUGCACAGUAUUUCUGUAGACUACAGGCAAUCAACCAGGCAGGAGCAGGGCCGUUCAGUGACCUGGUCACCUGCAGAGCCCCAGCAUCGGUACCUGAUGCUGUCACCGUCCUCUAUGUAUCAGACGACGAGCACCUGGAUGCCUCUCCUUUAUCACCCUCAGUGUGCCUUGUAUUGAACUGGGAAGAACCGUGCAAUAAUGGGUCCGCAAUCAGUUCCUACAAUAUCGACCUUGGCGAUAUUACCAUCCCAGUGGGUAACGUCACGAGUUAUGUUAUCGAUGACCUACUUCCAGAAACAACGUUCCGGAUUCGGAUUCAGGCAGUCAAUGACAUCGGCGCUGGACCUUUCAGCCACUUCAUUAAGGCAAAGACCAGGCCGCUGCCUCCCUUACCUCCUCGGCUAGAGUGUACUGCAGCUGGUCCUCAAAGCCUGAAGCUGAAGUGGGGGGAGAGCACCUCCAGACAGCAUGCCACCGAUGACAUGGUCUACAUCUUACAGAUAGAGGACAGGAAUAAGAGGUUUAUUCCCAUCUAUAGGGGACCAAGUCACACUUACAAGGUACAACGGCUGAUGGAAUUUACCUGCUAUGCGUUUAGAAUACAAGCUGUAAAUGAUGCUGGGGAAGGACCUUUCUCAGAAGUGUUUACCUUCAGCACAACAAAAUGUAUUCCACCUGUCAUCAAAGCACCUCGAGUGAGACAGACAGAAGGAAACUCCUGUGAAAUUGCAUGGGAAACAGCACCCCCCAUGAAGGGAGAUCCUGUCAGUUACAUUCUGCAAGUUCUGGUUGCAAGAGAAUCGGACUACAAACAGGUGUACAAGGGAGAUGAGACAACGUUCCAAAUCUCAGGCCUUCAGACGAACACAGACUACCGAUUCCGGGUGUGUGUUUGCCGACGGUGCUUGGAUACCUCACAAGAACUUAGCGGACCUUUCAGCCCAUCCGUUGCCUUUAUGCUCCAGCGAAGUGAGCUUAUGCUUACAGGGGAAACGGGAAGGAUAGAUGACCCUAAGACAAAAAGUUUGAUGCCUUCUGACGAACAGUUUGCAGCCCUUAUUGUCUUGGGCUUUGCAAGUGUCUCCAUCUUAUUUGCCUUCAUACUACAGUAUUUGUUGAUGAAGUAGAGUCCAACAACACACAAGCUUUUGAGGCAGCAUUUUUAAGUAAUGCUAAGCAUUAUAAUCCACACAGUUUAUUCAGAUGAUUCUUUUUUAUUUUCUUUUUUCAGCAAUGUUUUCCAGUACAUUUUAUACAUUUUUUCCUGGAUUUGUGGGUUUUGGAAGGGAGAUGGGGGGAGGGAAUGUCAGUCCUAUCUAAUAAAUAAAUAUCUGUGUUUUGGUGCACCUUUCGGAAAUUCAAAGAAAGUGGUCAAACUUCAGAAAAAUCCAAGCCAGUUACCAAAAGCAAAUGUCCUGCAUUUUGUUCCAUAUGAGUUCCCAGAACUCAUGACAACUGUAACCAAUUUGCCUUCAAUUUUUGUUUUGUUGAUUAUUGCAGUCUUUAAGAUGCAGUUUAGUAAGUUAGAAUAAUUGCUUUAGAUUCUUCUGUAUCUGCAGUCCUUAAGUGUGUGUUGCAGUUAUGGUGCGUCCAACAAUACAUAGUCUUGGAUUGAUGAUAUGAUCACUACUUUUCUUUCUUCCCUCCUCCCCUAGUCUGUGGUUAAAAACAGAACAAAACUCUGCUGCAUUAUCAACUAUAUAUUUAGCACAUUUCAAUCCAAAUAAUUUAUCCUGCAAUCUGAAGUUCUUUUUAAAUAAUAAUCUCUUUAUUCCAGCUGUUCGCGCACUAUGAACUGCCUGUAUAACAAAUCCGAUAACCAAAUAGCUUUAUAAAUGACAAAGCAUUACAGUUUUCUACCUUUUUAUUUUAUAGCCGUAAUGUUAAGAGGGCAUUGUGCAAUAGUUACUCCCAUGUUCAGCUGUUUUUUUAAAAAGCUGCUUUUAACUUGUUUCGCCUUUGUAUAUAACUUACUUUUAAUCCAAUCACUAGAUUUUAUUAUAUUCAUCUUGACUUAUAUGUUUAGAACUGGUGAAAGUUUGCUGCCUUUGCUGUUUUAUAUUAAUUAUGACAUUGACAUAUGCCGCCUUUCAUAGUCAGUCAGCCACUUAAGGGGAAGAGGACACAUCUCUCAGCCUUGAAAAGAACAAAAUGAGUUCAGUUUAAGGAAUCUCAGAUGGAACCUAGAUGUUACGGACAGCACGUAGCUGCCACUGGAAACGGCAGCCCUGCUCCUUCGCCUCCUGUCCCCAUAUAACAUCUACUAUUAUAAAAUGUAUCAUGAGAUACUAAUGCAGUGCAACGCUAUUUCCAGCCCCACUCAAUUUCCGUGGCUGCUGCUUUGCGGGCACAGUAGAACUUGCAAUGUGUUGGUAUCAAGUCACCUUCUUUGUAAUAGGAGGCAUUAUGCUGGCGAAGAAGACACGAGGCUGCAGCUUUGAUCAACAUCCACUCGUGCUCCUCAAUGUCUAGUUUCAGCAUUGAAUUGAUAUUCUUAAGCGAUCAUUGUAAAAGCUAUUGUUGUUAUCCCUUCAGAAUAUUGUGUCUGUCCUUACAUCAGUGGCCCAAACAUGCAUGUUAAUCCAUCAAACUCUUGAUACAUUUUUUUGUUCUGUUUUGUUUCUAAACUUUGAGUCAUUGGAUUAUUUAUAUGACGUCAAUGUUGUUCAAGUGCCUCAGGGAUAUCAGUCAGUAGGAGGUGCAAGUAAAUUCCAAAAGGGUGCAACAGACACAGGGUACAAUUCACCAGGGGCCUCUUGGGCUUGGCUCUUUUAGACUGAACUGUCCUCUUGUUACGAGGCCCAUUCAUUUCAAUAGAGCUUGCACAGCAGAAAACGCCAUUGUGUCACUCUCUUGUUUCUAGCAGGGUGUGCGCUUAGAGUGGUCCCCUGUGAAUUGUGCUCCACACUUUGUAUAUCCCUGCUUUUAAAAAAAAACAAAACCUUGUGUAUAUUUUUGCUAUUUUGAUUUUGCUGGUGUCAUAGCUCUUCUGUCCUCUGUGCUAUGAUGCAGUGUCCUGUGCUAGCAUAUAUUCCCAUAACCAAAGUAAUGGGGAAACCAACAUUAUUUUUUUUGGUUAGGUUUAUUUAUACUAUAUACUGCAUACAGUACUUUAAAUGCCAAUUACAGUGCAAUCUUAUUAUUUAUUGUAAAAAAAAAUUAAAAAUAAAGUGUACUUAUGUACUAAAAUCCCCCCUCCCCCCAAUUGUAGCAUGUUAUACUUUCUUUUUGUCGUUUUAUACAAGUGUACUUUAGGUAAAAUGCCUUUACCCUGCCAGCAGCAUUCCUAGUAUUAUUAAUCUUUUUACAAUUUCUUGUGUGAGUUUUUUUUAAUGGGAGUGUCGUUGUGUAUUAAAUGCCAAAAAAGGAACCCCACCCAACAUUGAACACAAUAAGCCACCAAUUAUGAUGCUGUGCAAUGGCCAUUUAUUCAAUGGGGUUUGCCUGGCAACGGAGCAUGGCGCUCUCAGUCAGUGAUGGAAAAGUUUACAUGUAGCCAAAAACAAAAACAAAAAAAAACCAUGACAUCUCUUGAAAGGAAGUGCUAAGAUUGAUGGAUUAUUCUGUGUGCCUCUCUAGAUGUAGCAAAAUAGUACAACAGUUCUGUAUUUUGUUAUUGAGUAUAGUUAGUUUAUAAAUUUUUGCCUUGCAGAACUAAUGGCAUUAAGCUAAUUUGCUUUCAUUUUCUCCUUGGUCAAAGUCGUGGCUUGUCAAAUGUUUCUAGGGUUGUUUUUUUCUUCACUGGAACUGACUUGUUCUUUGAAAUUUGCGUGAUCUUUGCGUAUAGAUUUUGUAGCAUAACAGGUCCAGAAAGAUGAUUAUGGGGUGGGGGGGAAAUCAUUUUUGUUUUAAAGAAAAAGUGAAAAAAAAACACAGCCCCAUCUCAAAGAGACUUAUUGCACUUACGUCUCAAGGGGAGAAGUGAGCCAUAUUACCGUAUGUCUCGUGAGCUCCAACAGACCUUCAGGAUUAGUAACUUUCCCUGGAUCAAGGCCAGACGUUUUAGAAAACAAAUAAUUAGCAAAGCCACAAAUUUGAACAGGUAACCUUUUUUCCCCAAACUAUUUGGAUUGCUGUUGUAGAUUCUCUGCAGCAAGAAUUUCCUACCUAGCAUCUUUUUUAAUUGAAGGGGAAAUAAACUACUGUAAACUUUGUAAAAUGUGCUCUCUGAAUCCAGAUUUAUACAUUUUGAGCGUUGAAAAACAUGGAGUAGUUUUACAUAAGGGUGGGUAAAUGUGAUGAGGAAAAAAAUAUGUAACACUUUAUUUUAAAUAUUCUCUUGAUACUAAUUUGUUAUAUAUUUUAUUAGUUUCAGAGUCAGAUAUCCCUCCCCUCUUAAACUACUAUCAACAACGAUCCUCUUCAUAAAACAUCAGUGAUUUCUUGUAUACACAGAUUCCCUGGGCUUCAGUUUUAACGCAGCCAUAGAAUAAAGUGUUACAUUUUCAAACCAUUCCUGUUUCAUUACCAGCGGACACAGUGAUUUGUUGAUCACUUUGUAUUUCCUUUUAUGUCCCUCCUGACCCCAUCAAUAUCAGCUGUUUAAAACCAACUCCCCCUCCCCCCGGCCCCAAAUCCUGUAGGCUAUAAAGAAAUUGUAAAAAUACAAAGUGGGGAAAGUAUUUUAAGAAACUAUUUAAAAAGGAAAAGAAACAUUUUUAUAUUAUCUGCCUUUGUCGUUUAUGAACUUGAAAUGUUGUAGUUUUCUAAUCCUGUUUUGUCAGCGACAGUAAAGGGCCCUAAACUGAAUGUUUCUGAACAUAAUCCUUGCACAAUUCUUUAAAUUGAAAAAAAUAUAUAUAAGUUUUUUUUUACCUCACUUAUAGGACAUACAUUCCAAGCUUUUCAACUUUGAGAAAAAUAAUCAUAAGUUUUCUUGUAUUGUAAAUUUUAACUAUUUCAUAUGCAUUGUAUUAAAAAAAACUGCCAUAUCAGUUUUACUGUAUAGAUUUUUGCAAAUAUUACGCUCUGUACGUAAGACUUAACUGUAUCUGUAGUGUAUAUGUAAUAUAUUUAUGCCCAAUAAAUGUUUUAAUUCUU
Messenger RNA from Eublepharis macularius, 7700 nucleotides. It is a transcript of the gene FNDC3B, whose product is annotated as fibronectin type III domain containing 3B. Lineage: Eukaryota; Metazoa; Chordata; Lepidosauria; Squamata; Eublepharidae. The record is from RefSeq and is a predicted model, not a curated record. The coding region runs from base 125 to 3787 and encodes 1220 amino acids. The transcript has 26 exons. Gene Ontology annotation, molecular function: protein binding.